Eimeria acervulina is the source of this 1335-nucleotide messenger RNA. RefSeq lists its product as hypothetical. The record is from RefSeq and is a predicted model, not a curated record. Bases 1 to 1335 code for a protein of 444 amino acids. Gene Ontology annotation, molecular function: DNA-binding transcription factor activity. Gene Ontology annotation, biological process: regulation of DNA-templated transcription. NCBI's taxonomy places the organism in Eukaryota, Apicomplexa, Conoidasida, Eucoccidiorida, Eimeriidae. The transcript has a single exon.
AUGGCUGAAACAGGAGUUUGCAGCAAUCCUAGCUCUGCAUGCAGUCUGCUGUCUAAACCAUUGAAGCCUCCAAGAAAAUGCCUUUGUGGAAACAUUUGCCACGCCGAAGGCAGCGACGAGGACAGCACUCCAACAACUGCGCCCCAAACCCCCAGCUCCUGUGAGGCCUCUGAAGGCGUCGCGCGCCGCCUCAGGUGUAUAGACAGCGCAUCUAUGAAUGAUAAGGGGCAGCAUAAGACUGCAGAGACAAUCGGGAUGCCCACAGCAAAUGAGGUGCAGCAGGGGCUGCGUAAUAAUGGCCUCAAGGGAGGCGCUAAUCUUCCUAAAGGGCAGCCGACAGCAGCAGCAGCAGCAGAAGCAUCUCAAACUAUUCAUAUAACGCUUACUCCUGCGCCAAAGCAAGAGUCUAGCGCCACCUCCAGUUGCUGCCCGCAGGGGAUCACUAGGCUGCGUCCCACCCCAAGCGGCAGCAGCAGCAUACCGUGCAUGCAGCGCGCUCCUGCUGCUACUACUGCUGCUGCUGCACCUGCUGCUGCGAAUCCCAGUGCGCAUGGUUUAAUACCGUCGAGGGAGGAGGAAACAAAGACAGGGGCAGUCUGUGCACCGCCAGCAGCGGCCGGCGACCAGCAGCAGCUGCAGCAGCUGCUAGAGGAAUAUAGUCUUCGUCGUUCUGCCUUUGAACGCAACAGCAGCCAGCGAUAUGAAAGGGUGUUGGAUUCUGGAAGACCGCGGAGGCGAUCGAGUGCCCUGUGGAAUGUGAAUCAAAGCGGCAGCCAAAUGCGGCUGCAGGCGCAGGCUCCCUCUGGGGGGGCGCAUGCAACUGGGGCGCAUGCUCGUAGGAGGGGGCAAGACGGCGAGACAGCGGAAGCUGUGACUUCUUCUUCAGGAGAAGAGGCCUCGUGCAGAGCAAACGAGGAAGCUGCAAAUGCGAGAGACAGCCAAGGGUCCCAGGGGCAGCAGGAGGGAGGGGCUGCACGACGAAGUAGAGGGGGGGCCCACCGCUCUUUCCCUUACCGGCAGUUUCAUGUUCAUCAUUUCCUGCCAGAGCCACAGAACAAAGUGGGACUGCUGACCCAUCCAACUCCUGCGCAGUUCAAUAAGUACCCGAAAGCUCGAGGCGUCUGGUUCGACCCCCACCGCAAUCUUGUGCGCACCUGCUGGAAGGAGAACGGGAAGGCAAGGACUAUGGGGUUUCCUGUGAAUAAGUUUGGCCUGGAAGAAGCCCGUACAUUAGCAGUUGAAUACCAUUAUUAUAAAUGUCCCACGGACCCGCUCCCUGACGAUCUUUUGUCACUCGUCCCCAGGAAACCCCCGCAUGCAUACGGCUGGUGUUAG